AUGGGAUUCGUUAAGAUAACUAUCCAUCUCCUAGCGAUGAUGAUCGGCGUUUCGUUCGCCGUCGACAUGUCGAUCAUCUCAUACGACGAACAACACCACAUCUCCGCCGUCAACGGCCGGAGCGACGCCGAGGUUGCGAAAAUCUACGAGGCGUGGAUGGUAAAACACGGAAAGAAAACUCAGAACGGCCUUCUCGGGGGAGACAAUAGAUUCGAGAUCUUCAAAGACAAUCUUCGUUUCAUCGAUGAACACAACACCAAAAACCUCAGUUACAAACUCGGUUUAACCCGGUUCGCUGAUCUAACCAACGAUGAAUACCGAUCUAUCUAUCUCGGUGCCAAACCGAGCAAAAGAGUCCUCAAAACCAGCGAUCGGUAUCGGCCGCGUGUUGGUGACGCGCUUCCCGAUUCCGUUGACUGGAGAAAAGAAGGUGCCGUCGCCGAAGUUAAAGAUCAGGGAAGCUGCGGGAGUUGUUGGGCAUUUUCAACCAUCGGAGCUGUGGAAGGAAUAAACAAGAUUGUGACAGGAGAUUUAAUCUCUUUGUCUGAACAAGAGCUAGUUGAUUGUGAUACAUCCUAUAACCAAGGAUGUAAUGGAGGUUUGAUGGAUUAUGCGUUUGAGUUCAUCAUCAAAAACGGCGGUAUUGAUACCGAGGAAGAUUAUCCAUACAAAGCUGUUGAUGGCCGUUGUGAUCAGAACAGGAAAAACGCAAAAGUUGUCACUAUUGAUUCAUACGAAGAUGUGCCUGAGAACAGUGAGUCAGCUCUUAAGAAAGCUUUAGCUCAUCAGCCUAUUAGUGUCGCUAUUGAAGCUGGUGGACGUGCUUUCCAGCUCUAUUCUUCGGGUGUAUUUGACGGACUUUGUGGGACGGAGCUAGACCACGGAGUUGUAGCCGUGGGAUACGGAACCGAAGAUGGAAAAGACUAUUGGAUUGUUCGAAACUCAUGGGGAAAAAGCUGGGGAGAGAGUGGAUACUUAAGGAUGGCACGAAACAUCGCUGAGCCAACGGGAAAGUGUGGAAUCGCGAUUGAGGCUUCGUACCCGAUCAAGAAAGGUCAGAACCCACCGAACCCUGGCCCAUCGCCGCCGUCUCCGAUAAAGCCACCAACCAAGUGUGACAAAUACUACUCUUGCCCUGAGAGCAACACUUGUUGUUGUCUCUUUAAGUAUGGUAAGUACUGUUUCAGUUGGGGAUGUUGCCCUCUUGAAGCUGCUACUUGCUGUGAUGAUAACUCGAGCUGUUGUCCUCAUGAGUACCCGGUUUGUAAUGGUGGAAGCUGUUCAAUGAGCAAGAACAGUCCGUUCAGCGUUAAGGCUUUGAAGCGUACACCAGCGAAACCGUUCUGGGCACAGAGCAGGAAGAACAUUGCUUAA
Messenger RNA from Thlaspi arvense, 1374 nucleotides. The record is from the annotation of a GenBank genome assembly. NCBI's taxonomy places the organism in Eukaryota, Viridiplantae, Streptophyta, Magnoliopsida, Brassicales, Brassicaceae.